UUUCUAAGCCAGGAACAUCCUCAGGAUGGACCUUGUCCUUCUCUGUGUGUUCCUGCCUCUGGUGACCGUGGCAUGGGGCCAGUACGGUGACUAUUACUACGGUCCCUAUAACUACGGAGAUAAUGAUGAAUGGGUCAAUGUGUACCGCCAGGGUUUCAACUUCCAAUGCCCACACGGGCAGGUGAUCGUGGCUAUCAGGAGUGUUUUCAACAAGAAGGAAGGCUCCGACAGACUGUGGAACUACGCCUGCAUGCCGGCGGCCCAGAGCCUCGGUGAGCCGACAGAGUGCUGGUGGGAAGAGAUCAACAGGGCGGGAACUGAAUGGUAUCAAACCUGCUCAAACAAUGGGCUGGUGGCUGGUUUCCAGAGUCAGUAUUUUCCAUCUGUGCUUGACCGUGAAUGGCAAUUUUACUGCUGCCGCUAUAGCCGGAGAUGCCCGUAUUCAUGCUGGUUAACAACAGAACAUCCGGGACACUAUGGAGAAGAUAUGGACAUGAUGAUGUACACUUAUGACCAUUACAUCCGUGGGGCAACCACAACUUUCUCUGCUGUGGACAGGGAUCGUCAGUGGAAAUUCAUUGUCUGCAGGAUGACAGAGUAUGACUGCCCAUUUCAAAAUGUUUAAAAAGAUCGAGUGUACUCAACUUGGAAAGCUUGGGGAUGGACAGGGUGGGAUGAGGCUCAGUGAUUACGGGAGAAAGGCAAUUAGGCUCACAAAAAAAGUACCAAGACUCAUCAGCUGUCUGCUGAAGAUACAAUUCUUUCCCUCUGGAGCUAUUAAAUAAAUUGCCAGCCCACGUGCUUGCAACAGCAAUUUUGGGGGAUUCCUUCAAGCUGCACUGGCAGUUGUAUCCCCCGACUAAAAUUGCUUACAACAUACACGUUUAUGAUACACAAGUCUGUGGCAUAUGCAGUUACCUUUUUUAUACAUACAUAUAGCCAUUCUGAACACAUACAACCUUCUUUCACAUAGCAACUUUAUAUAAAUUGCUUCCCAGCACAGUCACUCUGAAUGAGGUGGAAACAUACUAUAAGCUUUCCAACAUCCACUAGACUUCCCUGUCUCUACUUUGUACUUGGAACCAACCCAGUGAUCCCUACCAGCUUCUCAGCAUUUAGUAGCUGAAAGUGUGCUGAAAGCAGCAUCAGGAGGUCUCUGACGUACUGCAUCUGGCGUUACCUGUUACAGCCCUCAGCAUAACUCCAUUGCAACAAAGGUCUGCCUGCACAGGAGAAUUCCAGGUAUUUACAACACUGGAAGACGUCAAUACCUGAUUAAAAUGAGAGUAGAUCCAUCAAUAAAAACAGAAGUCUAACCCAGCUUUA
Molecule: messenger RNA, 1326 nt
Organism: Pygoscelis adeliae (Adelie penguin)
Lineage: Eukaryota; Metazoa; Chordata; Aves; Sphenisciformes; Spheniscidae
Gene: DPT
Product: dermatopontin
Exons: 4
Coding region: 26-625 (199 amino acids)
Biological process (GO): collagen fibril organization
Cellular component (GO): extracellular matrix
Molecular function (GO): extracellular matrix structural constituent
Source: RefSeq, a predicted model, not a curated record